GUCGCAUUGACUCGUUCUCAAUUUAACCCGCUUGACAUAACGGUGAUUAAGGAAAAGAGAGAAGGGGUGUUUCUGGAUUUAGAAUUCACACUUGGAAGGCCGAGCUGGCAAAUGGAUGCAGCCAUCUACUCGGCUGAAUCUUCAAACCACAAUGAGUUGACUCUUCUCAAGUGCUAAUCAUGUCAAAGGAUGAGGAGGAGAAGAACAAGAAGAAAAGUUAACCUGAUUGUGCACUAAUUAACACAGAAGAGAUUAGAAUUAGAACUACCCAUCCUAAUCCGUCC
Messenger RNA from Linum tenue, 284 nucleotides. The record is from the annotation of a GenBank genome assembly. Lineage: Eukaryota; Viridiplantae; Streptophyta; Magnoliopsida; Malpighiales; Linaceae.